AUGAAAUUAUUAUCGUCGUUUGCUAUCGCUGCCGCGUUCGCCGCCUCAUCCGUGGCGGCGUUGGACGCCAAGUUCUACGGCAUCAACUACGACGUCCGUACCCAUCGGUGGGGUGGGUGCAAGGAAUUCAAAACGAUCGACGAUGACUUCAAUAUCCUCAAGAAUGUCACCAACAACGUCCGCAUCUACGGGACGGAAUUUGAAUGCGCCAAGAGCGUGAUCGAAGCCGCCGGCAAGAAGGGGCUCAAGGUCUGGCUCGGCCUAUGGAGCGAGGUCCGCACGGACGAAGUGUUGGACACGUUCUCGUUGCAAUAUCAGGCCUUGAAGGAUCUCAUGAGUCAUACCGAUUUGAUCAACAACGACAACAUCCUCGGCAUCCAAGUGUCGAGCGAAGCCUUGUACCGGUACUACGUACUAGGUCCGGGCAGCGACCGCCGUGGCAUCGACACCGUCGUCGGCUACCUCAACAAAGUGCGAAGCUACCUCCGCGACCACGACUUAACGUUCCCCGUCGUGAUCUCUGACAACAUGGACAUGUACACGAGGUUCCCCGAGUUGUACGACGAGGUGGACGUGGUCUCUGUGAACCAGUUUUCGUUCCGGGAGAACAAGACGGCGAAAGAAGGCGCGCACUUUACGUUCAAGCGCUUCCAGGAACAAGAGACCCGCGCCAAGCGCGCCGGCAAGCUCAUCUUGCUGCACGAGACCGGCUGGAGCACAGCGGGUGAGAGCCCCAAGGUCAGGGAGGCUUCUCCCCAGGCCCAAGGCGUGUUCACACAGGACUUCCUCACCCUGGCGGCGCGCCAGAACCUCAAUGCGUUCUACUAUGGCGCAUUCGAUUUGCCGUUCAAUCCCACCGAGAUUGAACGCAACUUUGGCAUUUACAACGCUGACCGCGAGAUGAAGCCAGAGGUGGAGGCCGUCCACGUCGGCGCGCCGCUCCAAGCGGUCCGCCUCUGGGCCGGAGACAACGUGAUCAAGGCGCACCGCUACUGGAACGCCGAUGACGACUCGGUCAACGAGAAUUUUGGCAGCGUGUAUGCUGCGAAGCCGUCCGUCGGUCCAUUGGGCGUCUUGGACGACGAGAUCUGGCUGUGGGAUGCCGCGUCCAGCAUCUUGUACUCCAAGAGCUCGAAUCAGUGCUUGGACUCGUAUGGGGACCUCAACACGCAGACUCUGCACACGUACGACUGCUCGAAAGUGAACCACAACCAAAAGUGGAGCGUCGCCAACGGUAACAUUGCGAGCCAGAACGACGCCAACUUUUGCAUCGACGUGGAUGUGAAGCGCUCAAAAACCCCCGACGGGAACCUCGUGGUCGCGAUGUACCGGUGCAAUGGGCACCAGAACCAGCUGAUCUCGAUGGUCCCGGCGGCCGACGAGCCCCUUGAGAUUGGCAUCAAAACGAACGGCGGCGUGCUGACUGAGUGGUUCGGCAAAGUGACGUGGGAAACGUCCCGCAAGGACAACGCCGACUGCCACCAGUGGUUCUAUGACCCCGUGACCCAGCUCAUUGCGAGCAAGUCGCACCGCGGCAUGUGCUUGGACGCGUACGAGCGCAAGAACUACGGCGUUGUGCACUUGUACUCUUGCAAUGCCACCAACGUCAACCAGAAGUGGGUCGUGAAUGACAUCACGGGUCAGAUCCACCAUGCAACGCAUAUUGGGUUUUGCCUCGAUGGCCCCGACAACGCUAACGGACUCGUGCACUUGUGGUCGUGUUACAAAACCGAGGCCAAUCAAAAGUGGAGCAUCAAGCCCGUCAAGGCCUAG
This is a messenger RNA of Aphanomyces astaci, 1773 nucleotides long. RefSeq lists its product as hypothetical. The record is from RefSeq and is a predicted model, not a curated record. NCBI's taxonomy places the organism in Eukaryota, Oomycota, Saprolegniomycetes, Saprolegniales, Verrucalvaceae. The transcript has a single exon. Bases 1 to 1773 code for a protein of 590 amino acids.